Molecule: messenger RNA, 2983 nt
Organism: Numida meleagris (helmeted guineafowl)
Lineage: Eukaryota; Metazoa; Chordata; Aves; Galliformes; Numididae
Gene: PLD4
Product: phospholipase D family member 4
Exons: 12
Coding region: 247-1758 (503 amino acids)
Biological process (GO): phagocytosis; hematopoietic progenitor cell differentiation
Cellular component (GO): endoplasmic reticulum; trans-Golgi network membrane; phagocytic vesicle
Molecular function (GO): catalytic activity
Source: RefSeq, a predicted model, not a curated record
AACUCAGAGGUUAAGAGGAACUAAUCUGCAGCUGAAUGAGAAAGAAAGCAGAAGGACCUGAAAUGAAUCUGCUGGUCUAAGUGUGUGCACCAUCUCCUGUGUGCGUGGUUGGACAUAACAUCAGACUACAGCAGGACAGGCACGCGGGAGGUCCUCCAGGAUGGAUGUGCUUCUCGCUUCUCGGUGUGAUAAAUGGCAGCUGACUGACUCCUGCGGAUUGUGAAAAGAGCAUUAAAAGCAUCCCCGAUGGUUAAUGAGUCCUCCAACGUGAAAUUAAGCGUGAGCAAUCAAAAAGAUGCCAAAAUGUUUCAAAUAUCUGGGGUAGUCUUGAUGCUUGGUUUUGUUGCCCUGAUGGCUGUUUACUUCAUGAGAGCAGACAGCACAGUUGAUCGUAAGGGAGAAGAAACAGUUGUCAGCAUUUACCAAGAGGUGGAGGAGGAAGAACUCUAUGGAGAUCUCGAGAGAACCACAGGAAAUGAGGAGGACACAAACAGAUCCAAUGAUUCCUGCAGCUUUGAACUUGUGGAAAGUGUUCCUUACGACUUAGCUUUUGAGAUAAACAGCACUGCAGCCAAACCCUUGUACCACGCCUGGAUGAAUCUCCUUGAUACAGCCCAGGAAGAAAUUCAUGUGGCUUCUUACUAUUGGUCCCUUACUGGGAAAGACAUCGACGUCAAUGACUCAUCUUCAAAGCAGGGUGAAGAUAUUCUGAAGAGAUUUGAAAGAUUACUUGCAGAGAAUGUCUCUGUGUACAUUGCAGCAAGUAUGCCAACUUUGGCUAGAAAUUCAACUGACCUUGAGCUUUUAGAGAGAAAAGGGGCUCACGUUAAAAAAAUUGACUUUGGACAUUUGACAAGAGGAAUAUUGCACAGCAAAUUCUGGAUCGUAGACAUGAAACACAUAUAUAUUGGUAGUGCAAAUAUGGACUGGAGAUCUUUAUCUCAGGUGAAAGAGUUUGGUGCUGUGAUAUACAACUGCAGCUGCUUAGCCAAAGAUCUCUGGAAGACAUUUAGAACUUACUGGGAUCUUGGACAUGCUAAUGCUACCAUCCCAUUCCCUUGGCCUCAAAACUAUUCUACCCACAUUAACAACUCUAGGCCUCUGGAAGUAGAAUUUAACGGAACCCUGACAAAAGUCUAUUUUUCUGCUUCUCCUCCUGCGUUUUGUCCAGAAGGUCGCACCCAUGACCUCUUUGCUAUUAUCAGUGUUAUCAGUGCAGCACAUAAAUUCGUCUAUGUUUCUGUUAUGGAUUAUUUCCCUACCAGCCGUUUUGUUCACCCAGAAAGAUACUGGCCAGCCAUUGACAAUGCUCUGAGACGUGUGGCUUUCAACUACAGAGUACAAAUCCGGCUUCUGGUCAGCUGCUGGACCCACACCGACCCAUCCAUGCUCCACUACCUGAGGUCCCUGCGUGCUCUCAACAACCCUCACACCCACAUCAGUGUCAGCGUGAAACUCUUCAUUGUUCCAGUUUUGAAUCACACAAAUAUUCCUCAUGGGAGAGUGAAUCACAACAAAUUUAUGGUCACUGAUAAAGCAGCCUAUAUUGGGACUUCCAAUUGGUCAGAAGAUUACUUCACUAACACAGCCGGUGUGGGACUAAUUAUCAAGCAGAGUUCAACCAACCCAUGGAGAAGGCAACAGCCUGUCCAGGAACAAUUAAAAAGCAUUUUUGAGCGAGACUGGAAUUCCAAAUAUUCAGUGAACGUGGAAGAUGUGGAAGGGCAGAAAGACUGCAACUGGAGAGACAGACUCUGAAGUGAACAAGAGAAUACAUUUAAAAGGGAAAGAAAUACAAAUCUGAAUGUUGUUCCCUGUGCAAAAAAAAGCAGCUUGCUGUUUUAUGUCUUUUAUCGGAGAAAUUUCUUCCUCGUGGUGUCCAUGCUGCCUGAUGAUGUGAGAACUUCUCGUAGUUCAGUCUACCUGCCUACUCGCUAGUCAGCAUGUGACAUUUCCUCUGCUGUGUACCAUUACGCCAUCUCAGAGUUAAUGAAAUGCAUACGGUCUUGUAGCACAAGCUGUCUGAUAUUAAAGAGAGCACAGAAGAUAUACUCAGAUCUGAAUACACUGGAGAAGCAUGUCGCUAUUGCUGUACUGUGCUUCUCUUGGGGCGCUCUAUAUUCAACCAUAAUGCUCCACUAACAGCGUUCGCUUGCGUGUGUUUAAGCAUUUCUAAAAUAAAGUCCUGGUCACUAUAAGAUUUGAGAAAUGUAAGCAAUCACAACAGCAAGGUCAGAUUUUUAAAAGCAUCUAGGCACUUGUGGUGCAAGGAAGUGUGUGUUUAUAAAUGUUGAAUCUCAUCAGGCUGGAUGGAGCUCUGAGCACCUGACUGAGCUGUAGAUGUCCCUACUCAUUGCAGGGGGGCUGGCCUAGGUGGCCCUUAAUUCAAACAAUUCUGUGAUUCUAAAUCACUGGUUUUCACCAGCUGUACUUCACAGGUUUAUUAUCCUGCACCAACAAACACAUCUGGCCACAACCUGCAGGGAUACUUGCACACAGGAACAACAGCUGCACAGAUUUGUCCCACUACAAGGAGCACAUGUGAACGGUUGGUGAUUUUGAAAAUCUGAGACUUUACAUGUUUCAACAUGACUAUUCUCGACACGGGAGUGCACUCCUCUAGAUGGCACUCGAAGCUAUGUUUUCACUGCUUUUGAGAGGGUAAAUUUUGCAGGAAUAGGAAAACUUCUUUCUCCUUCCCUUAUGAGCUCAAAUCUGACAGUGCUGGAUAACUUGUUUAGUGAGGCAGAGUUUCUGGGUAAGAUAAGAGAAUGGUAUGUUGGGAUAAGGUUGAACUUACAAAGGAAAAAUGGAUGCUUACUAGAGUGAUCUUUAUUUUCUCUACUGCCAUCACCUGUCUUGUUUUUUUUCUCCACAGAUGAACGAGAGGUUUGCAAUUAAGACAAUUAACUGGAUCUCAGUGGAACUUGGUAGCUUCUCUUUGCUUGUUCACUAUUAAAAAGGUAGAAUGUGGUGAAAAUUA